AUGGAUCUUGAUAGAGAUUUUUUCCUGCUAAGGUUCUUGGUCGUUGAGGAUCUUGAAGUGGUUCUUAAGAAAGGACCUUGGUUUGUUGUGGGCCAUUUCCUAUCCAUUCGAAGAUGGGAAGCAAACUUCCAGCCAUCGGAAGCAGUAGUUUCUUCAGUGGCGGUGUGGAUCAGGCUUAAUGAACCGCCUAUAGAGUAUUAUGACGCUACAGUGCUUAGGCAGAUUGGGCAGCCCUUAGGGACAGUUUUAAGGGUGGACACGCAUACUGCCUUGGAAGCCAGAGGACGAUAUGCGUGUAUAUGCGUUCAGGUGGACAUGAGCAAACCUUUGGUUACCAAUGUGAGAAUAGGCCAGCAAUGUCAAUCCAUUGUUUAUAAGGGGGUAAACCAACUGUGCUUUGCUUGUGGUUGCUUAGGCCACCGGCGAGAGUCCUGUCAAUUCACUGUCAAGCCUUACUCACCGAUGGGUCCACAAGAUGUCUCUGUUUCCAAUAAUGAUGACAAAGGGAACCAGGCGCCAACAUCACUUGAGGCGCAAACCAAGGCUUCACCCGGGAAUCGAGACACCUUGGAAGAGGAGUCCAGCAGUGUUGCUUUUGGCCCUUGGAUGGUAGUUUCACGAAAAAGGAAAGAGUCUAGACUGGGAAAAAAAGUAGUAGCAACCAUGUAG
Molecule: messenger RNA, 669 nt
Organism: Quercus robur (English oak)
Lineage: Eukaryota; Viridiplantae; Streptophyta; Magnoliopsida; Fagales; Fagaceae
Exons: 1
Coding region: 1-669 (222 amino acids)
Source: RefSeq, a predicted model, not a curated record